Molecule: messenger RNA, 1548 nt
Organism: Culicoides brevitarsis
Lineage: Eukaryota; Metazoa; Arthropoda; Insecta; Diptera; Ceratopogonidae
Exons: 4
Coding region: 1-1548 (515 amino acids)
Source: RefSeq, a predicted model, not a curated record
AUGUCAACCGAUAAUAGAUUACUAUUGAUAAUUUUACUUUUCAUCACAUUAUUGUCCGGACAACAAACGCAGCAUUUAACUACCGCUCAAGUGCAAGCCAGUAAUAAGAGUGCAACGCCAAUUGAAACAGGCAGUCGAUAUGAAGGAGGACGAGCAAUUUACUCGCCACAAUUGGAAUACACGGAAUGGGUUCCUUUAGGGCGAGGAGACCCUUUGAAGAACGAUCCAACUUACGACUAUAGUCCGCCAAAAGUUGAUUUUGUGAAAUAUUGGGCCGACGGCACGGGACACAAAGAAAAGGGAAAAACUGAACUUCUUUUGCUUGGAGUUCCGCAACAACGGCACAAAGAGCCUGCGAAUAAACAUCAAGCAACUCGGAGGAAUUUCGCUUUCAAUGAUUUGCCGACGAUGUUAAUGCCUCCCCCGCCGGCAAGUAAGCAAUUUAACGAUCACAUUAAUCCGCAUGUUCCAAUUGAGUCGUACAAGAUGCCGGUACAACCGUUGAAUUGGAAUAACAAUCGAAAGUCCGUUAUUGAUACUUAUGUUGAGCCGGGACCUGCGAAGACGUAUACGACGAUUUUUAGACCGAUUUUGUCUUCGACGAUUUAUCAGUAUCAUCACACGUAUAAAGCGCCUCCAGUUGAAGGUCCAAAUUUCAUCGAUACCUUCCACAAACCUCACGUAAUCCACGAAUCAUACAAAAUUCCCUUGGACAACACAGAACUCUUCCUUCCAACAAAACCUCCAUCUUCCUCAAACAACGAUCUCUUCUUCGCUUCAUCUGAAUCUCGCAAACCAGCUCUCAUCAAAACGCUCGAAGGAUCUCCCUUCGCCAAACCCUCACAGGACAAACACUUUACAGUAUCUGAUUCUGUCGACGCUCAAAGCAUCAAUUACGCUUUCACGUAUCAAACGACCUCAACAACGACCAGUACGGAAAAGCCUACAACUCCUUACGUGCCUUUACCGCCUCCUCCGCCAGAAACGACAACAACUCAAGCCCCGGAAACCACAACUUCCAUGUAUGCUCGUUUCGAGCCAAAAACAAAGCCUCCGCGUGGUCCAAUGUCACUCGUAAUUGAAGGUCAUUCCAAGGUUAAAACUUACAAACCCGGGCAAUUCGAUCCCAAGGAGAAACAUCGUCCUGUUCUUGUGCCAAUUCAGUCAGCAGAUCCGAUUCAACGACGCGUUAUCAAUACGGAAGAAAAUGGCGUCGCAUUGGAAGUGAAACAUUUACACAGCAGCGAAGAAAAAAAGAGCGAAACGAAGAAAAUUGAAUUAACAACGCCGAAAAGUCCUGAGAAAAAGUUGGAAAAGGAAGGAAAAGAAGAAAAAUCAGCAUUUUCAAGUUUACUGAGCUUCCUUGAUACCUCCUUUGGGGACUUGGUUGUUCAAGAAGAAUCCUCGGAGGAACAAUUGGACGAAGAAAACAAAAUUGGCGCGAAAAAUUUAGAACAAAAUGGCGGAAGUGACAACAACAUUCGAAGAAGCGCGCGAAAUAUUUCGCCAAACGAACCACAUUUCGUACUAAAAAAGCUCAAGCCAUAA